AUGGCUACCACUAUGCCGUACCACCAACGAGAGUAUGACAAUGGUCUCGACGAAACCAGCCCGUUGAUUGCGGGCGGCAUCGGACGCAAGGCAGAACAAAAGUCCCGCGACGGCACGGCUUCGGCCAUGGCUACAUUCGGCCUCGCUUUCAGCAUCAUGUGGGCACAGGCCUUGAUCCGCUGGUUCGCCGAUCCCAUCGAGUUCAAGCCGGCACCGAUUCUCGGCCCUGAUGUCAUUGAGCCGUGGCGUCUCGUGAGUCUUCGCAUCUUCGAGGCUCUCAGCGUUGGAGUUCUGUUCGCCCACAUCUGGUUCUGCGUGCUUGUGCCGGCUUUUCCCUAUCUGAGACACUUCAAGGCUACAGACGAGCCGCGUCAGUUCACGCUUGAUGGGCGUCACGUCAUCGGAGGCUUGGUGGCGCUCUGUGCAGAUGGAUUCCUCAAUUGCAACCAAUACAUCUUCAUGUGGAACGCCAACAGCAUCAACCGAGGAGUGUGGGCCAAGUAUCUGCCAUUCCACAACCACCAGUCCUCAAGCCGCUAUGGCGAGAGCCUCCUUUGGGGACCGCCCAUGUAUGUCUACUUCUGCGCUGGGUUCGGUAUUCUGGGAAGCAAGAUGGCCAAGCCGCUCAGGAAGCGUUUCCCCGACCUGUCGAACGCGGGCAUUUUUACCAUCAUCUGGUGCAUCGAAUUUGUCCUGGACUUUAUCAUUGAAAACCUGGCAAUCCGAAUCACGCACGGCUACGGAUACGCCAAAACAUACCGGCCGUUGACACUUUUCCCCGAGCAGGUGUAUCAGUUCCCCAUCUACGAGUCGAUAUUUGUUGCCAGCCUUGGCCUAGUCUUCACUGCCAUGAGGCUCAAGGCGUAUGAUACUGGACGGUCGCCUGUCGAGGCAGGGUACGAAAACUGGCACCCGCGCCUCCAGAGCACAGUUCGAACCUUUGCUGUCAUUGGCUUCUGCGCUGGCGCUGUCUUGAUACUCUAUCACCUCCCGCUGAACUGGCUCGGCGUCAUUGGCGAUUGCCACGCCAACAUGCCAAGCUACAUGAAGCCAGGCCCAGUGGAGUGA
This is a messenger RNA of Ilyonectria robusta, 1068 nucleotides long. RefSeq lists its product as uncharacterized. The transcript has a single exon. Lineage: Eukaryota; Fungi; Ascomycota; Sordariomycetes; Hypocreales; Nectriaceae. The record is from RefSeq and is a predicted model, not a curated record. The coding region runs from base 1 to 1068 and encodes 355 amino acids.